UCAGAUUUGUCUCCACUCUAAGGAAAUACACAGUACCUCCGAGUAAAGUUGAGAAACUCUUGUUACGCUUCCAGCCAACCGGACGCCAACAGAAACCUUUAGUUAAAAUAAAAUGGUGAGGUUGUCUUCACUGGAAGCAAAUUCCGCAAAAGUUUAAGCUGGCGAGACAUGUCAAGUAUACUUUUCAGUCCCUGUGAGAUCCUCUAAAUCUCCUCCCCUCCUCCUUCCAAUGUUUCAGUGGCUGAGGCCAUGGCCUCUCAGUCAGGCAACAUGAACCGUGAGGACCGGAAUGUACUCCGAAUGAAAGAAAGAGAAAGGAGAAAUCAAGAAAUUCAGCAGGGAGGAGAGGCUUUUCCAGCUAAUUCCCCUCUGUUCCCCGAACCCUACAAAGUGGUCAGCAAAGAAGAUAAACUAUCCAGCCGUAUUCAAAGCAUGCUGGGAAACUACGACGAGAUGAAAGAGCCAAUUGGUGACACACUUCCAAAACUCGGGGGUAAACCUUCAAACAGUUCAUCUUCCUCUGAGGAGAAAUUGGCCGCGCCUUUGUUCGGUGGAGAUCAGCGCGGCAGUGAGAGCAGUAAAUGGACUCCGGUCGGCCCUGCGCCUGGUGGAUCAACAUCCCAGAAACGCUCAGGACUUCAGGGUGGACACGGAAGUCAGAGGAGCAGCGGUGGCAGCAGCAGCAGUAGCCAAAGAGGGGAGAGGGAAAAGAAGUCAAGUAAGCAUAGUGGAGGAUCAGAGCACUCCAAGUCGCACACGUCAAGCCCGGCCAAGAGUUCUCUGAGUUCCUCCGGCAGCCAAUCCCGGGGCUCAUUGUCUGCGGAGCAACAUCACUGCAAGGAACGCUAUCGCUCCAAGUCUCCGCUGGACAGAGAAGCCAACUGGGACUCACCCUCACGGGUUCACACCUCCUUCCCUAGUGGACAGCACUCGAGUCAGUCCUUUCCCUCAUCGUUGAUGCCUAAAACGAGCUCCAUGCAGCAAAAGCCCACGGCUUACGUACGGCCUAUGGAUGGCCAGGAAACGGCAGAGCCCAAAAGUUCACAGGCGGAGAGCUACAGCGGACAGCCGCACAGUGGCCCCAUGGGGGAGAUGAAGUCCAAUGGCAAGGCCUCACUCACCAAACUAAAGAUUCCUUCACAGCCAGUUGAGGGAUCUGGUGACGCAAACAGUGUUGCUGAAAUUUUGAAGGAAAUGACUCAGUCGUGGCCUCCGCCACUAACAGCCAUCCACACUCCAUGCAAAACAGAGCCCUCCAAGUUUCCAUUCCCCACCAAGGAAGCGCAUCCUUUUCCAAGUGGACACAAGCGGGGCAGUUCGUCAAAGAGCUCCAGCAGCCACCAAACUAAAGAUGGCAGUAUGCUGAAAGAAGAUCUGAUGAUAAGCAGCAGUGAGGACAGCGACGGUGAACAAGAAGCCAAGAAUGCCUCCAGGAACACAUCAGCAAGCAAUAACAGUGAAGCAGCUGAGCAAUCGAGGGACGACUCGAGCAGCCACAGCGGCUCAGAGAGCAGCUCGGGCUCCGACAGUGAGAGUGAAAGCAGCACAUCGGACAGUGAAGCCAACGAACCCCCACAGCCGGCCUCACCCGAUCCUCAAGGCUCCAACAAGUGGCAGCUUGAAAAUUGGAUCAAGAAGACUCAAGACAACAAUAAUACUCCGCCCAAAUACAAGAAGGAGGGCCGAGAUAACAGCUCAGGGCGUGGUCAUGGUAACCAGGGAGGGGGCUCAAAAGACUCGGCGUUGCCGCCUCCGAGCAGGGAUCUACGGGCGCCACAGAAAGGUGCGGAGGGGGGUCGUGGCCGUCAAAAAUCCCCCGCGCAGUGUGAGAGCGGCACAAACUCGCGAAGUCGCGUGGGUAAAAAGCAGCCGAAAAAGUCAGAGAAGCCCCCAGUUGUGGAAGAACCCAAAGGUGGCUUAAGGGUGGAGAGUGAGACCGCUCCGGUGGUCCCCCAUACCAGACAAACGGCUGGCACUAAAGGUCCCCGCAAGCCAAGCACCAGAAAAGAUCUGAAGUCCUCUCCCAGGUCCGCCGCAGCCCCCGCCCCCAUCGCUCCUGGCAAGCGUAAAGCCAAGCCUCCCCAGUCUCGUGAAGUGGUUUCUACAGAUCCCUCAUCUUCAGACUCUGAGGGGAACGACAGCAUCCCGUCCUCAUCACAGACCCCCAAGUACACGGAGAGCAUCCGAACCCCCGUGUGCAUGUUUGUGACCGAGGAUAAAGAGCUGCUGUCUCCGCUCAGUGACCCCGAGGACCGCUACCCGCCAAGGCCCCCCCACCAGGAGGUCCUACUCGUUAAGAUCGAUCUCAGCUUGCUGUCCAGAAUCCCGGGACGGCCGUAUAAGGAGCCUUCAGAGAUCAAAGUGGAAAGUGAAGACUCUCCAGACAGAGAUGCCAACAACAAGAAAAGCUCCAUUAAGCUCAAGCGGAGACAUAAGAAUGACGACGAAAGCUCAAAGCCUGGGAGUAAACGAUUCAAGCCAGAAGGGAAAUCUGCACAACAUCAUAAAAACGGCGUUAAAGAGUCUAAAAGGUCUUUGGACAAGAAAGAAGAGCCCGUGUCCCCCGCCUCCAUGCCGGGGCUUCAACGGACACCGAAGGCGGAGCAUCCCAGUCGGAAGAGGACGGCCAGCCAGUCCUCCACCUCACUGUCCAGCGGGACCGGAAGUGGAAAAGAGGGAAGCCAAAGUGCCAAGAGCAGCAGCACCCCCAAACACAGGAAGGGAGAGGACAAGGGCAAGACACGGGACAGCAAGGAGAAGUCCUCAAAGAGCUGCGAUAACCAGCUCGUUCCUCCUCUUUCCUCGGAUGGCUCAAAGUCUCAGAGAUCCAAGCUGGUGUUCGAGGACAGGGUUCAUUCAGCAGAUCACUACUUGCAGGAAGCCAAGAAGCUCAAGCACAAUGCAGACGCUCUGCCAAUCAGGACGUGGGAUGCAGUGUGCUGUGGGGGAAAAAGUGUGGAAAAUUGCACUGAAAAAAAAUCCCAAAGACUGCAAAAGGUGAACCGAUUUGAGAAGGCGGUUUACUACCUGGAUGCUGUGGUGUCGUUCAUUGAAUGUGGCAAUGCACUGGAGAAAAGUGCCCAGGAGGCAAAGUCUCCCUUCCCUAUGUAUGCAGAAACCGUGGAACUCAUCAAAUACACUAUGAAAUUAAAAAGCUACAUGGCCCCAGAUGCUACUUCAGCAGACAAGAGACUGGCCGUGCUUUGUUUGCGAUGUCAGUCUCUUCUUUACCUGCGACUGUUCAAGUUAAGGAAAGACAGCGCUCUGAAAUACUCCAAAACUCUCACAGAACACUUGAAGAAUUCUCUGAGUAACACCCAGGCUCCCUCUCCUGGAAUGGCAAAUAAGGCAGCAGGCAUGCCCUCCCCAGUCUCACCCAAACUUUCACCAGGGUCAGCCAGUGGCUACGUAUCCAGCAGCAACAGCAGCGCCAGCUCCUCUGUGACCAUACCUCAGCGCAUCCACCAGAUGGCUGCCAGCUACGUCCAGGUCACCUCCAACUUCCUGUACGCCACUGAGAUCUGGGACCAGGCUGAGCAGCUGUCCAAGGAGCAGAAAGAUUUCUUCUUGGAGUUGGACAAAAUGAUGGGUCCUUUGAUCUUCAACACCAGCAGCAUGACAGAACUCGUGCGUUACACGCGACAGGGCCUCCACUGGCUGCGCCUGGAUGCGAAACACGCCGCCUAGCACAGGCCCCGCUCCCUGCACGCUGCUUCCUUGCACAUGCCGACACCUCAGCCUCUCGUGCUUACCAACCGGAUCUCAGAGACACAGACACACACACAGACACACACAUAUGCAAACAGUGUCCACAUCUGCUCCUCAGCUUACACAGGGCGGACUUCUUAGACAACACUGUGUCCAUUUUCUGCACCAGCUUGCCAAAAACACUGAGCAAUUAGGGUAUCUUACAUCGGCAAGGCAAAGGGCAGGUACAUCUGCAGCAGUAAUCCAGAGAGCCUGUCACAUGGCUUCAUAAAUCAGCCUUCUUACAAAUAUUCUUGCAGGCGGUUUAUAUUAUCUUGACAUGAAAGAACUGGGUGGAUUCUUAAUUCACAAUACACUAAAACUGGGGUUUGGUUAAUAGGCUUCUUUAGGUUACGACAGUUUAUUUGACUUUGUUUCACCAAAGUACCUCCCAGGAACACCAAAGGUGCUUUAAACUGAAGGUUUCUCCUAGUCAUUUUUGUGCCUUGUAUGUGAGCUACAGGAAAACUAUCAUCCAAUUGUUUUUUUGCGUUUUGGUGUUUUUGUUUCUUUUAAAGCUAUUGCCACAGUUCUUCUAAUGUAUAUUUUAGUUAUUUAACAAGUAUUGGAAACUGGCAACAUUUAUAUUUUUACUGCAAUUUCAGGUCUUUUUAAGUUACUAAAAUAACCAAUAAUUGCUGUUCGUUUCCUCUGACUUCAUCAAUUUUCAACGCCUCAAGAGGCGGAGGAGGAAAGGUUCACGUCUACACCAGAUUGAUAUUUUUGAAUCCUAUAUUUAUAAAAUAUUCUUUUAAAAACUAUAUUAACCCACGCAUUUUAUCUGUUGAAAUCAGAAGCUUUUUCUGGCCUGCUAACCAAUGAAAUGUUAAGUUAUUUCCCUUAUUAUGGCUCUGAAAGACGCUCUGCUCCUCUUUGUAAAGCUGCAGGGACUGUUAGAUGAUGGACUUUCAUUCAAUUUUCUAUUAGCCACAUGAUGUUUUGCCUUCGGUAGCUUUGAAAUUCAAAUACCAUUAAAUGUCGUUCCUCUUGUAGCCACGUCGUCUUCAAAUUGUCACCAAGCUAGAACCCUUUCUUGUAGAAGUACACAUGUUUUUCGGUUGUUUUUUUUUUGUCAGUAUAUUCAGAACAGCAGGGACUGUGGAAGUAUUCUACAUGGUGGUCCACCAUUACGUUGCAGGGUAUAGAAACUAAUUUGGCGAGAUUAGAUGAAAGCGAAUAUAUUGUUUAGGAUGAGAACCGCAUUAGUGAAGGAAAUUAGAAGUGUUGCGUUUAUAUGACAGAGUUUAAAAUCUAUAACUGUGUAUUGCAGAUGAGAAUUAUAAAAACAUAUACGGAUUCUAUUUAUAUACUGAGAUUCUUUUGUCUUAUGGCCAAAUAAAUGCUAAAUUUCAACAGGGGAGAAAGCAAAAGUAUUUUUUGAUGUAAUUGUUCCUAUUUAAAUCAACUCAAUCAUGCAUGUCUUACACAAAAGUAAAAUGACAACAUUGAGUAAAUGUAUACCUGCGUUUCGAUUGAUUCUGCCGUCUUUAAGUCACUGCUCGUCAUGGACUUUUGUUGUUUUUGUUUCGGUGAAGGUGUUAACGAUGCUUCCAGGUGGAUUGGGUGUCAUCUUCAAUAGUAGGAGGAUCUGUCCUUUUUUUUUUCCUCCUCAUUCAUUUACCUUAAUGGAAUAAAACAUGCUGGAAAUCCUGGGCCAAAUAGUAUUUUGAUAAUAAACUCCUAAUAUAAUCAUUUUUUGUUUUAACUCUAAAGGAAAGUGUGAAAUGUGUUUUAGGCAUAUUGAGCUUUUUAAAUUAAAUCGCAGAAAAUUACUGUUUGGUCCAGCUUUUUUUUUUUACUCUUCACUGGCUCCCUGCCUUUAUUGGAAGAGGGAGAUACUGUUAUUUUCUCUUAAACUUGAAAAAGAGCAAGUCAAAGGAGGUAUUCUUUUAAUCUAUGCAGGAUUUUUGAAAAACAAGAAGGCUCCCUCUUAAGUUUUUCUUUUCCCGUCUCAGUGAGAAACCUUUUACUCAAAUGUCCAAGGCCUUCAGCUUUUGCAAUUUUUGUGUACUAGUUUAGUAAAUGUAUGUAAAUAGUUUUUUUUUUUUGUAUAACCAAACACAUAUGGCUCUGAGCCAUUUUGUAUUUAAAAGCUGGAGGCAACUUUUCUUGUAGGAAGUGAGUUUUGCCAGCUCAGACAAUGUCUUCAUACACUGGUACAAUUGCAAGUUGAAGUUGGCACCUUGUGUUCCCUAUACGCUAUCUUAUACGUAAAAUGUUUUUUAAAACGAACAAAAAAAAUAAUUUUUAACAGUUUGCUACUCACUUAUUUAUUUUUUCUGCCCCUUUUGCGCUAUUUCUUUACUAUUUUGCCUUUUUACGGAGUUCCAUUUUAAGAAAUAGGAAGAUGUAUAUGUAUUGUUUAUGAUGAGAUUUUCAUUGUAAUUAGUAAUUAAUUCUAACUUUAAAGAAUCCAGGGUAAGAUGAGGUGUUUUUUUAAUUUUAUUUGACUUUUAGUAGGAAAUUGGUAACACUUGCAUGUUUCUAUUUAAAUACAAUUGUAUAAAUUGUAAAUAUAACAUUUCUUUAAGGGUGGAUUUCUACUACAGGUUGACAUUUUUAUUAAACGUACACAAUGCUGUAAAUAUAUUGUGAGAUCCUACAUGCACAUUUUUUUUUUCCUCCUGUGGGUUUUUUCUAUGUUCUUUCCUCCUCAAAGUUGUUAGAGAUGGCAUCCUAAUCUAUUAACACUGUAUAUCAGAUUGAUUUGCUCUAUGUGCUCGUAUCCUUUGUCUUAUUCCUUCACUGUGUCAUAGUAUCUUGUUUGGGACUUAAUUAUCGUCUCCAAAGUGUUAAUAUUUCCGUCUCUUCUGUGAUUGACUCGGAGCUGCGUACUUUAAAUGUAAAUUGUUUGAGCUCAUGAGAUGGACGUAUGAACUGCAUGUAUAGUCUGUUGUCUCUUUCUUCCUCAAGAGAGAAUUAUGUAUUAACUGUCCUUUUUUUUUUAAUAAGAAUUGGUCCAACGUGUUUAGGAAACAAGAGGUUUCUGCACACUUCAGAACAGCUGUAGCAGUUUAUACAGUAUGUUGAAUAACACACCCCCCUUUUUAUUUUAUUUUAACCUCGUCUCCAUAGUGAGACUAUCAGCAAACGAUAUAUACAAUAAUUUAAACUGGACUAGUUUUAAGAGAUCUGUUGACAAAGAUGAUAUAUAUGAUGGAUGCAAUAUGAUUCAAGGUACUCAUAAAGUUUGAUCCUCAAACUUAGGUUAUGUAAUUUAAGAACAUUCUUGUGAAGUGAGUAUUAAUUGUGACUAAUGAGUCUGUCCUGAAUAUUCUUUGUAUUUUGCUGUAUUGAGAAUAAAAUAUAUAUGAAUAUGUUUAA
This is a messenger RNA of Oryzias latipes (Japanese medaka), 7071 nucleotides long. RefSeq names its product AF4/FMR2 family, member 4 (gene aff4). Gene Ontology annotation, cellular component: nucleus; super elongation complex. NCBI's taxonomy places the organism in Eukaryota, Metazoa, Chordata, Actinopteri, Beloniformes, Adrianichthyidae. The record is from RefSeq and is a predicted model, not a curated record. Gene Ontology annotation, biological process: regulation of gene expression.